AAAUUCUCAACUACCACUGUAGCACAUGACCAUCGGUCAUUGAUCAGCUUAUGUACCUCCUUUUCAACCGGUGUGAGCUUCCCGUGCUGAGAGUCUCACACAGAGAGCCACACAGAGAGAGAGAGAGAGAGAGAGAGAGAGAGAGAGAUGAAUAAGCAAUCGGCUGCUGAGCUUCACGUUUUGAUGUUUCCAUAUUUUGCAUUUGGUCACAUAAGCCCAUUUGUUCAGCUAUCUAACAAGCUUUCUCUCCAUGGAGUUAGAGUUUCUUUUCUCUCGGCUCCUGGUAACAUUCCACGCAUCAAAUCCUCUCUUCUUCUCACUCCCAAUGCCCAAAUCAUCCCUAUUCAGCUCCCUCCAGUUGAGGGUCUCCCUCCAGGCCUUGACAGCACUUCAGAAAUGACACCACACAUGGCUGAGCUCCUUAAGAAGGCCUUAGAUCUCAUGCAGCCUCAAAUCAAGACCCUACUAUCUCAACUCAACCCUGAUUUCGUCUUCAUUGAUUUCGCUCAAUAUUGGCUUCCAAAACUUGCCUCAGAACUUGGUAUCAAAACAGUGUGUUUUUCCGUUUUCUCUGCUAUUUCUGGCGCUUUCCUUACUGUUCCUGCCAGGGAUCCUGGAAAUAAAAUUCCCACUGUUGACGAUAUUUCGAAACCCCCAAAUGGAUUUCCUUUGACCUUAGUUACCUCCGUGCAAACAUUUCAGGCUCAAGAUUUUUGGUAUUUAUAUAAGAGCUUUGACGGUGGUCCCAGUGCAUACCAUAGAGUUUGUCAAAGCAUCAGUGGCUGCACUGCCCUGGCCAUUAAAACCUGCAAUGAAAUGGAAGGUCCGUACGUGGAUUUCAUGAAAUCACAACACCAGAAACCGGUUCUCUUAACCGGACCAUUAGUUCCCGAGCCCGCAUCUGGGGUGCUGGAGGAGAAAUGGGCUAAAUGGUUGGGCCAAUUUCCUCUAGGAUCAGUCAUCUUUUGCUCUUUUGGCAGUGAAACAUUCUUGGACGAUAAUCAGAUAGAGCAACUUGCUCUUGGAUUGGAACUCACUGGUUUGCCAUUUAUUCUGGUUCUGAAUUUUCCUGCCGGAGUUGAUACUCAGGCCGAGCUAAACCGGGCUUUGCCGAAAGGGUUCUUGGAGAGGGUGAAGGAUAGAGGGAUUUUGCACUCAGGUUGGGUUCAACAGCCGCUUAUUUUGGCAAACGCUAGUGUGGGCUGCUACUUGUGCCAUUCAGGGUUUAGCUCUUUGAUUGAAGGUUUGAUGAAUGACUGUCAAUUGGUGCUGCUGCCUUUGAAGGGUGACCAAUUCUUGAACUCUAAGGUUUUUGCAGGAGACAUGAAGGCAGGUGUGGAGGUAAAUAGGAGAAAUGAAGAUGGGUAUUUCGGGAAAGAUGACAUUAAUGAAGCAGUGAGAAUUGUAAUGAUGGAAAUAGAGAAAGAUCCAUGCAAGUCUAUUAGAUCAAGUCACAAAAAAUGGAGAGAAUUUUUGUUGAACAGGGACAUUCAGAAUAAGUAUAUUGCAGACAUGGUUGAGAAGUUAAAGGCUCUUGCGUAGGAGUCUUGCUGAGUCUUCAUCGUUGCUUCAAGACUCUAGAGUCCGUGACUGAGCAUUCAGUACUAGUAGUAUUGUUUGAUCUACAAUAAAAGUUGUUUUUAUUUAUUUUGAUGAA
Molecule: messenger RNA, 1657 nt
Organism: Hevea brasiliensis (rubber tree)
Lineage: Eukaryota; Viridiplantae; Streptophyta; Magnoliopsida; Malpighiales; Euphorbiaceae
Product: anthocyanidin-3-O-glucoside rhamnosyltransferase
Exons: 1
Coding region: 148-1542 (464 amino acids)
Molecular function (GO): UDP-glycosyltransferase activity
Source: RefSeq, a predicted model, not a curated record